Messenger RNA from Adineta ricciae, 1620 nucleotides. The record is from the annotation of a GenBank genome assembly. Lineage: Eukaryota; Metazoa; Rotifera; Eurotatoria; Adinetida; Adinetidae.
AUGAGUGAACAGAAAACAAGCACUUUCCAUGCACCACCGCCAUUAGGUUCAGUUGCAAAUACACUGAACAAUCCACAUAACCAGAAAAUGGAUUCGAUCGACUACACUGCUGAUGAAAGUAUGAUUGCUGACUUCAUGGCUGUUCUACCACAACUUGAUCCGAACGAUUCAUCAACGCCAAUUACACCCCCGACACUGAAACUCAAAGGACAACUGAAUGAAUCAUCAAAGAUUCUGGGAAAAUUCGAUGCAUUUGCUGCUGCCGUUCAACAACAACAACAACAGCAGCUGCAACAAAAUGGUAUUUCUCUUGCUUCGGCUUUUGUGAAAAAAGUUCAACAACAAUUACUACCUGCAACAACUGUCGAUUCGUCAUCAUUACCAUCCUCACCUUCGUCAUUAGUACAGCCUGUAACGAAUCAAGCCGAUUAUUCGAAUAAUAAGAGAAAACGUAAAGUUGAACGACCUGCCCAAAAGCGUAUUCGCGGUUCGUACAAACUUGUUUCACCUGAACAGAAAGUAAUGAUACACGAAUACGCCGAAAAGCAUGGUGUUAAAGCAGCAUCAAAGUUAUUUCAAGUCGCACCAUCAACAAUCGCCUCGUGGUUAUAUCAAAAACCCAACGGUGAACGAACAUCAGCUAUACGAAAUAAGGAAGCGCACUCGCGUAUACUCGAAUGGAUUCAAGCACGACAAGAGAAUGGCGAACGUGUGAACAACCGCGACUUUCAUAUGUUCGCAUUAGAAACCAUGAGAGAACUGACUGGCAAUCCUGAGUUCGCCGCAUCACGAUCAUGGUGUUCGAAUUUCCUGAAAAAAUACAACAUUCAAUUGGAUAGCGAUAAACAAGCCGAUUCCACCUCGGCACAAUUUCGGUUUGAUUCAAUUGAUGAAAAUGCUAGUGAAAGUUCUCAAUGUUAUACAGGAGGUGGUAGUCAGAUCGAUGAAGCCUCGGACGAUGACGAUAAUGGUCCAAGUCUUCACAUUUUCAACGAUGAUGAUAACCAGGAGAGUCCCCCGCGAUUAUCCACAAGUGAUUACAACAAUAACCAACGAACGAAUUCGAAUCAUCGUCUGUCUCCAUCAUCGCAAUUGAAGAGUAUCAAUGGACUCGAUGAUGUUUCAACAACAACAUCAACAACAAAUAUGACAAAAGGUGAACAAGAUAAUGAUUUUCAUAGUUCUUCACCAACGUCAUCAUCGAAUAAAACUUCUCUGGGAACGGCCUUACCUGCAUCAUCAUCGAUGGCUAGUAAGCGUCUUACUGGUACACUUAAUCGAUUGUUGCAGUCGGCUAUUAAUCGACCAAAUGGACAUAAUUAUCACCAACAUGUUAAUGGAAUAUCAUCAUCACCAUCCGCGUCAUCAUCAUCUAUUGUUGAUUCAGCAGGAAAAGAACCGAAAGUCAGUUUGGAAAUGAACACACAAGCUAUCGAAACAUUCGUUCAACAUUUUGAUAGCUCAUUCAAUACCAUGACUUAUUUCCAAGAAAAACUUCAACAAUUACUCGUUUCUAUUGCGCAAGAACGAGAUAAUUAUCGAACACUUUAUCUCAAAGAACAUGACCGUCGCUUGGCGGCCGAGUUACGUUUAAAAGACAAUAGCAAUACAAUACACUAG